Molecule: messenger RNA, 1211 nt
Organism: Homarus americanus (American lobster)
Lineage: Eukaryota; Metazoa; Arthropoda; Malacostraca; Decapoda; Nephropidae
Exons: 2
Coding region: 13-435 (140 amino acids)
Source: RefSeq, a predicted model, not a curated record
GAACGCCCUUACAUGGUUCAGGAUGGUCUACUGACGCAGAUCUCCCGACUUACGUUCGUAGCGAGGCCGUUCCACUUCCAGCGAGGCGUACUGAGGGUUAAAUGUGUGGCGGAGAUCAGUGGUAAUCGGCUGGCCCACCACACUACCAUACUUGACAACUUCAGAGCCUGGGAGAGAUCUUUCCAGGCCAGCGGAGAGAGUCUUGGGGUGGCACCGAGUCUAGCACUUAUGGCCUCCUGCUUCACGCUCUGUGCCUCCUUCGCCACCUCCUUCAGCGCUUCCUUCUUCUUCGCUACCUCCUUCGCCGCCUCCUUCACGGACUCUAUCGCCACCUCCUUCGUCACUUCCCUCAAGGACUCCUUCAUCACCUCCCUCAAGAACUCCUUCAGUACCUCCUCCUUCAGAGACUCCUACACCACCUCCUUCAGUAGAUGAGAUCAAGCAACACAGAUGAUCGUAAAUAAUGAAGACACUAAAAAUUGUAUUAUCAUUGUAGUUGGACAAAAUCAACCGGACAAAUUGUAAUGUGUAUACGGACAAAAAUCAACCGGACAAAUUGUAAUGUGUCUAUACGGACGUAAUCGAUCAGACAAAUUGUGGUGAAUCUCUAUGCGGACAAAUUGUAAUGUGACUGUAUACGGACAAAACCAACCGGACAAAUUGUAAGUUGUCUCUAUACGGACAAAAUCAACCGGACAGAUCAACUCAAGCAUUGUAAUAACAAAUAAAUAAAUAAAAUUAUAUCUAAGUGGACAAAAUAAAAAUAACUGGACUAAUUGACAUAACAGAAUCUUUAACCGGACAAAAUCAUUAAUUGGACAAAAUCUAUAACCAGGCAUAAUCUUUAACAGAACUAAAUAUUUAACUAGACAGAAUCUUUAACCGGACAUAAUCUUUAACAGGACAGAAUCUAUAACCGGGCAAAAUAUUAAACCGGACAAAAUCAUCAACUGGACAAACUUUUUAACAAGAUAGAAUUUACUUGACAGAUUACCUCCCAAUAACUGUUUGUAGACUGUGAGGUAACGAUGACUGGUAACUGGGACCUAACUGGUAACAAUAGGAGUACCCCAAGACUGUCCCAGUUAAUCUACAGAGAUAAUGACAGUCACUAGUUAGUCUACAGCAGGGGUCACCAAACUUUUUUCACAGUGGGCCGGAUAACUGAAAGAAUGACGAGCGCGGGCAGCAUAAUCAUUCUGUUCAAUACU